CCUAGACAGUCUCCGGAGGUUCCACUGCCCACAAUCUUUCCCCCCAUUCUGAAGCUGCUGAGUCCCUGCAGUGUUUGGCGAUGCUUGGCCCUGGCAGGCCACGUCUCCUCUGGCUCCUGGCUCUCUGGCUGGCUGGUGUGGGCCAGGGGAAGGGAGAAAAGGUCCAGUCCAAAUACUGUAAUACGAAGACCAAGUUCCUCACAAGUUCUCAAUGUACCUCAUGUGCGGCUUUUAAGAAUCAGGCCUGCCCAGCAGGCUGGACCAAGAAUUGGCAGAAAGAUCCUCAGGAAUGCAGUUACACUGUGACUCUGGGAGAGAACGACAUCUUGAUGACUGGCUGCAGCCAGGCCUGCUGGAAAGAGGUGGAAGAAAAGGCUUGCUGUCCCGGGUACUGGGGCUCUAAGUGCUAUGAGUGUCCUGGGGGAGCCAGUAAACCCUGUAAUGGUCACGGUACCUGCCUGGAUGGGAUUGGUCAGAAUGGGACAUGUGUGUGUGAGGAAGGAUAUGGUGGCUUUGCCUGCCAGCAGUGCAAAGAUGGGAGCUUAUUUGGUCCUGACUGCAAGUCAGUGUGUGCCUGUGUCCAUGGGGUGUGCAAGAGUGGACCCCAAGGUGAUGGCAGCUGUCUCUGCUUUGCUGGUUACACUGGCCCCCGGUGUGACCAGGAAGUGCCUGCCUGCAAGGACCUGGCCUGCCCAAAGAACUCACAGUGUGUGGUUGCAGACACUGGGGUACCCAGCUGCAAGUGCCUACCAGGCUACCGGCUCCAGGGUAGCAAAUGCCGAGCCCAAGAUUCCUGUUUUUCCUUUUCCUGCUCUCCUUUUGCUACAUGCUCAGUCCUGGAGGAUGGAGACCUUGAAUGUCAGUGCAAGGCUGGUUAUCAUGGUGAUGGGAAGUUCUGCCAACCCCUGGACCCCUGCACUUCCAACUAUGGUGGCUGCCCCAGUGACACCACCCUAUGCCUAUAUGUGGGGCCAGGCAAGUCCACCUGCAUCUGUCAACCAGGCCUAGUCAAGAUUGGCUUCAACAUCUCCGAAGGUUGCAUGCCUGCCAUCACCCCCUGCCGUCACUUCUUCUGUGACAGUUCAGCCACUUGCCAGGUCGAUGAGCAGGGGAAGGCCAGGUGUGUCUGCGACAAAGGGGAGAUCGGAGAUGGACGCUCCUGUUACGGACACUUUCUCAGAGAGCUGGAGAGAUUGAAUAGCCGGCGCCCGAACCUGAGGAAGUUAACUACAGCCUUGUCCAUGCUGGGUAAAGGCUGUGGGGAGAUUCUGUCCAAGUCUGGGCCUUUCACAGUGCUGGUCCCAUCCUUGUACCUGUCUGGGAGUUUGAAUGAAUCAUUAUCAAGAUCGAUAUGCAAACUAUACAUCAUUCCUGGACAGCACCUUAUAAAAGAUCGCCUCUCGGUCCCCUCCAAGACAUUGUGGACAUUGGCUGGAGAGUCAGUGACCUUUACUAGCGACAAGUAUCUAAACUCUGGGAGAGCAUACAAAUACAAAGACCAACCAGGUUCGACAUACAACAUCAUUCAGCAGAACUUGCCUGCAUCCAAUGGCAUUUUCCAUCUUGUCAGCAGCAUCCGCAAGCAGCCCCCUUCAUCCUUCAUCCCAGGAGACCCAGAGAAAUCCAUCGGAAAGAUCCUGGCUUCCAUGGAUGUCUUCAGUCGGUUUGAAACCAUCCUGGAGAACUGUGGCCUCCCUUCCAUCCUUGAAGGCCCAGGGCCCUUCACUGUAUUUGCCCCCAGCAACGCUGCUGUGGACAGCCUGAGAGACGGGAGGCUCAUUUACCUUUUCACUGAGGGCAUCUCUAAACUGCAGGAACUGGUGAAGUAUCAUAUUUACAGCAACGCUGGGCUGACUGUGGACAAGCUUAUAUCCUUGAAGCUAAUCCAAACCAUGGCCAACCAGGUCCUGCUCACGAACAUCACAGAGGAGGGGCGCAUCCUCUUGGGCUCUCCUGGAAUCCCCUUGAAGAGCGUGGAUAUUGUGGCAUCCAAUGGAAUCAUCCACCUGCUGGAUGGCAUUCUGUUGCCUCCGUCCAUCCUGCCCAUCCUGCCUCAUCGAUGCAAUGAGAACCAGUACAAGAUUGUGACGGGCACCUGUGUAGAUUGCCAGGCCCAGAAUGCCAGUGUAUGUCCCCCCAAUAGCCAAGAGCUGAACAUUUUUCCCAAGGAGUGUGUUUACAUCCAUGACCCAGAUGGCCUGAAUGUGAUGAAGAAGGGCUGUGCUCGAUACUGCAACCAGACUGUUGUGAAGCUUGGCUGUUGUAAAGGCUUCUUUGGCCCUGACUGUUCCCAGUGUCCUGGGGGGUUCUCAAAUCCUUGCUACGGCAAAGGCAACUGCAGUGAUGGUAUCCAGGGCAAUGGGGCCUGUAUAUGCCAAAAAGCCUACAAGGGCAUCGCCUGCCACAUCUGUGCAGAUCCCAACCGGCAUGGAGAGCAAUGUGAGGAAGAGUGUGGAUGUGUCCAUGGUAUCUGUGACAACCGGCCAGGCAGUGGGGGCAUAUGUCAAAGGGACACGUGCACCAAGGGCUUUACUGGCCCCUUCUGCAAUGAGUCCUCAGCCGACUGUGGCCCCACCGGCCUGGCCCAGCAUUGCCACCCCCGUGCCCGCUGUGUUACCCUCGAAGGCCGUGCCAUGUGUGUCUGUCCCCCUGGCUUCGAGGGUGAUGGCUUCUCCUGUGAGGUCAGGCAUCCCUGUGACCAACCAGAUCGAGGCGGUUGCUCUGAGAAUGCCCAGUGUAUCAAGGGCGUUUCAGAGCCCCAGCGAUGCGUAUGCAACAAGGGCUGGAAAGGAGAUGGCAAAGUCUGUGUUGCCAUUAACCCAUGCGAGCUGGAGACUCGGGGUGGCUGCCAUGUGGAGGCCCACUGCAACUAUAUUGGCCCGGGACAGAGUUCCUGUACCUGCAAGCCAGGCUUCGCAGGGGAUGGUUACGAGUGUAGCCUCAUCAACCCAUGUCUGAUGGCCCACAAUGGCGGGUGCCAUGUGCUGGCCACAUGCCGGCCCCGCGGGGAUGGAGGACAGCCGCUCUGUUUGUGCCCGGAUGGCUAUGGCGGAGAUGGCUUCACCUGCUAUGGGACCGUCAUGGAGGAGCUAAAGAGAAAUGACCAUUUUGCUGAGUUCUAUCAAUGGAUUAAGAGAGCUGGCUUUGCCCUCCCUACCAGGGGCAAUUUUACAGCCUUGGUGCCAUCAGAAUCUGCUAUCCGGAGUCUGAGCCCUGAAGACAAGGCUUUUUGGCUGCAGCAACAACAGUUGCUUCACCUGCUCAGGGCUCACUUCCUCCCAGGGGCUCUUACCACUAGGCAGCUGUCUGGCCUCUUUGGACAGGAGGUGACCACCCUGAAUCCACCCACACGUUGGGAGAUCAGCAACAGUAGUGGGGAAAUCACCAUUCAGAAUGUGAGCAUGGCGGUAGCUGAUAUCCUUGCCACCAAUGGAGUCCUACAUAUUCUCAAUAAGGUACUACUGCCAUCUCGGAUGGAUGCUCCCCCUCCCCGGCUCAGCCUGAGGCAGCAGCUGGAUGCCAUCCCCUCCUUCAGCAUCUUUAAGGAAUUGUUAUUGCAAUACCAGCUACUGGCCCAGAUCGAGGCUGCUGCUGCCUAUACCCUCUUUGUGCCCACAAAUAGCUCAGUGGAGGAGUACUGCCUGAAAGCCAAUCUGAGUACUCUGGACCUAGAAACUGUGAUGCGCCACGUGCUCCUUUUCGAGGCUCUCACCCCGGAUGCCAUGCGGACCGGGAUGCACCGAAAUUCCCUCCUGGGCGCCUCGUACGAGCUAAUCUUCUACGUCAGGCAGGGGGACCUGCCCCUGGUGAACCAGGUCCCCGUGGUGGGUCCCACGCUGAAGCCCCAGGGUGGUGUUGUGCUGGGCUUGGGAGGGGUACUGGCCGAGAGGUCCAACAUUUGUCCUCGCUCUCACGAGGCUGCAGUCAGGAAGAAAUGCGGCAGCUGUGAACGGAGAAACCGCUGUCCUUCUGGCUACAGGACCCAGAAAAGCCCCCGAGAAAGCUGUAUCUACUUGGCUAAUGAAAUUCGGGUCACAGGCUGCUUCUACACAUGUGUCAAGAAAAUAGAGAUCCCUGACUGCUGCCCUGGCUACUUUGGAACCCUUUGUGAGCCCUGCCCUGGGGGUCCAGGUGGUAACUGUUCGGGUCAUGGGCAGUGUCAGGAUGGCCUUCUGGGUAAUGGAGAGUGUCGCUGUCAUGAAGGCUUCCAUGGCACUGCUUGUGAAGGAUGUGAGCUAGGGCGCUAUGGGCCUGACUGUGCUGGAGUUUGUAACUGUGGCCAUGGAAUGUGCCAGGAUGGGCUGCUUGGGAAUGGGAGCUGUAGCUGCAAUGUGGGCUGGAAAGGCCCCCGCUGUGACCAAGAGAACACUGCUUCAUCGUGUCCAGAAAAAUGUGACCCGUUUGCCAACUGCAUCAACGCCUCCUGUGUCUGUUCCGCUGGAUACACUGGCAAUGGCACCAGCUGCUCAGAAGUAGACCCUUGUGCCCAGGAUCAUGGGGGCUGCUCCCCUCAUGCCAAUUGCACCCAGGUGGCCCCUGGACAGAGGACGUGCACCUGCAAGGAAGGCUAUGCUGGAGAUGGGGAGCUGUGUCUGGAAAUCAACAGAUGCCUGAUUAAAAAUGGUGGCUGCCAUGCCAAGGCUGAGUGUGUCCCUACAGGGCCCAGCCAGGUAGCCUGUAACUGUGGACUCGGUUACACUGGGGAUGGAAUCCAGAGCUGUGUCCCCAUCAACCUCUGCACAAAGGAUAAUGGAGGCUGCAGCCCCUACGCUUUGUGUAACAACACAGGUCCUGGACAGAGGACCUGCACUUGUGGCAUCACAACCAUCGGCGAUGGCUUUACCUGCCGGACCAGGAUAAGCCUGGAGCUCCUCCGGGACAAGGACGCGGCCUUUUUCAGCCACUACUUUAUGGAAUAUCAGGAAUUGAAGGGAGACGGGCCCUUCACAGUCUUUGUCCCUAAAGAAGAUUUAAUGAAGAACUUUACCCGGAGAGAGCUGGCCACCUUCAGCAUCCAUCGGCAGCUCUUGUUCCGAUACCACACGGUGGGGUGUAGGCGCCUGCUGACCCAGGACCUACUGGAGGCAGGAUAUGUGACCACCCUGUCUGGCCACAAGCUCCAUUUCACCCAGCAUGAGGGACGCGUCUAUAUCAAUGAGCAUGCCCAGGUGGUGGCUGAAGACCAGCUUGGGGUGAACGGUGUCCUCCAUUUCAUUGACAAACUGCUACUGCCCCCAGAGGUUGUGCACUGGACCAACAGCUCUUCACUGCCUCCCAAGCAAAAUAUCACAGAAGCAGCUGAGAGCUGGGGCUACACCAUCUUUAGCAAACUUCUGACGACAGCCAGGGUGCUUCCAAUGUUCCAUGAUAAGACUGACCAGCCCUUCACUGUUCUGUGGCCCACGGAUGAAGCCUUGAAAGCCCUCUCCCCUGAGCGCCAGGCCUGGCUCUACCAUGAGGACCAUCGGAAGAAGUUGGCAGCCAUCUUGAGGGGCCAUGUGAUCCGCAAUGUCAAAGCUCUGGCCUCUGACAUACCCAGCCUGGGUGAACUCAGAACAAUGCAUGGCUCCCCCAUCUCCUUCUCUUGUAGCAAGACUCUGCCGGGUGACCUCUUGGUUGGUGAAGGGGAAGCUCGGAUUGUGCAGCGACACAUGGAGUUCCUGGGGGGCAUUGCCUAUGGCAUCAACCAGCUCCUGGAGCCAGCAGGGCUGGGGUCCCGCUGUGACCACUAUGUCAAGGAACAGUUGUCGACGUUCAGACAGUACUGUGGCUCAUGCGUCAUGCUGCCCCCUUGCCCCAUGGGCUACAAGGAUGAGGGUGACAUCGAGUACUGCUUGAGGGACAGCCCUUUGAGGAGACCUUUCUUUCUGAGAUACAGCUCCUACGAUCCAUUUUUAUUCUCCCGAUUGUCUCAGAAACCCGGCUGCCGCCGCCGUUGCUUUACAGUCACCUGGAAACCAGCUUGUUGCCGGGGACACUAUGGCAUCGACUGCCAAGUGUGCCCAGGGGGGCCAGAAAACCCAUGUAAUGGCAACGGAGUAUGCAGUGAUGGAGUGACAGGGACAGGGGCCUGUAGAUGCAACAAGGGCUUCAACGGGACGGCCUGUGAGCUCUGUGCUGCAGGGGCAUUUGGCCCUCAUUGUCAAGCUUGUCGAUGCACAGACCAUGGCCAAUGUGAUGAUGGCAUCUCAGGUUCUGGUUUUUGCUUCUGCGAUGAAGGUUGGAGUGGACAGUACUGUGAGACAAAGCUGGAUAUUCAGCCUGUGUGCUCCCCACCCUGCGAUCUCCAUGCCGUAUGUCGAGAAGACAACACCUGUGAAUGCAACCUGGACUAUGAGGGGGAUGGCCACAAAUGCACAGUGAUUGACCACUGCCAGAGUGGAUACGGAGGCUGCAGCCAGCAUGCCAACUGCAGCCAACAGGGUGUAGUUGUGACCUGUACUUGCCACCCUGACUAUGAAGGCGAUGGAGUGUUCUGUCAGGCCCGGGACCGCUGUGCAGAUGGCCAGAAUGGGGGCUGUAGUGAGCAUGCUGAAUGCAUUAGCACCGGCCCAAACACCCGCCGCUGUGAGUGCCGAGCUGGCUACGUGGGGAAUGGCUUGCAGUGCCUGGUGGAGGCUGCGCCCCCUGAGGAUCGAUGCCUGGAGACUCCUGGGCCCUGCCACCCAGAGGCCAUCUGCACUGACCUGCACUUCCAAGAGAAACGGGCUGGAGUGUUCCACCUGCAGUCUCAGGAGGGCCAGUACAAACUGACCUUCAGGGAGGCAGAGGAGCAGUGUGUGGCCCAGGGUGCUGUCUUAGCUUCCUUGGACCAGCUUUCAGCAGCUCAGCAGCUCGGGUUCCACCUGUGCUUGAUGGGCUGGCUAUCAAAUGGCACGGCUGCCUAUCCCAGUGUCUACCCUAGCACCAGCUGUGACAGCAAUCACGUGGGCAUCGUCAUCCAUACAGCCCAGAGCAAUUUCAAUGAGCGCUGGGAUGCCUACUGCUACCGUGUGCACGAUGUGAUGUGCCGGUGCCGGGAUGGCUUUGUGGGUGACGGGGACACAGUCUGUAACGGAAAGCUGCUGGAUGUCCUGGCUGCCAAUGCCAACUUCUCCACCUUCUAUGGGUUACUGCUAGAUUAUGCCAACACCACACAGCAUGGUCUAGAGUUCCUUGGCUUCCUAUCUGAUGAGCUGGCCUUCAAGACGCUCUUCGUCCCCAUCAACUCUGGAUUUGGGGACAAUGUGACUCUGAGCUGGAAGGACUUGGAGCUCCAUGCUUCUAAUGUCACCUUUCUGAGCGUGAACCUCAGCCAGAGCACCAUCCUUCCUGCCCACUCAGGCCACCAGCUUUUCAUCAGUAACUCCUCUGCUGGGAACAGUACCGUAUUCAAGCAGGGCCCCGAUGUGGUGAGAGUCAGUGCUAUUGUGGAAUGGGACAUCAUCGCCUUCAAUGGCAUUAUCCAUGCCAUCGAGAGCCCCCUCACUGUGCCCCCAGAGCCGGAGGCUCCGCUGGCAAGGACCUCCGCUUCUGUAGCAGUUGGCACAUCCACUGCACUGGGGGCAGGGCUGGUUUUGGGAUUGGUGGCCCUAUAUUUCCACUACAAAGUCAAGGGCCAAGGAUUCCAGUUCCACUAUUUCAAGGCUGAAGAUGACGAAGAUGACUUCUCACCCUGGCAAGAAGGACCUAGUCCACCCCUGAUCUCUGUACCCAACCCCACUUUUGAUGGCCAUGACACCUUCUAUGAACCCUUUGAUGACUCAUUACUUGAGAAGGAGUUCACGGAUACCCACGGAAUCCUUGAAGAGGAGUAACCAGGGCCAGGGAGGAGUGGUGGCCCCUAAAUCAUGCUCUUCCCCAUACCCAGCCCUGCCCACCCACCACCACCCCAUUCCCCCAUAGAUAUUUACAUGGGCCUCAGUAGCCCAAUAGAAGAGGGGUGCAUCACCCUUAUUUGCACAGCCUCUUCCUGCAGAGGCCAGGGCCAGAAGCAAGCCUGCAGGAGACAUGUAGCCUACUGGGGCUACAGUUGGCCCAGGCACCCACAUUUUGCUCCCUAUCUCUCUCUCUCUCACACACACACUUCACCACCUCCUUAGGUCUUAAGGUCCAGCUCUGACCCAAACUUUCCUCAGGGGAUUUUUUGCUGGAAACUGCCCUGGAUGGGGAGGCCUGGGGUGGGGUGGGGGGUGAUGGGCUCCCUACUCUCAGGUCCAUCCCUGGCUAGAAGCUCUGGACCUAUGUCAGCCAUGAGAGGCAAGCACUAAGUAGCUGUCACUGGAGCUCCCAACCAGCAACACGUACAACAGUCAUUUGACGUUUAUUUGUCUUCUAUGAGGACUCUUGGCUACACAGAAUGGAUGCUCCCCCUGCUCAACGCCCCUUAUCCCCUCCCUCCCACCCCUAGGCCCUCUAGGAGAUGGAGGGAAGCAGCAGCCUCCAAAGGCUGGCACCAACUUGCCUCCCCCUGGACCUUUAGACAUGGGUAGUGGUUCUUUCCUCUCCUGUAUUUGGGAACCAGCCAGAGUGCAGCUCUGGCCCCAUCUUGCAGAAAGUAUCAAUGUGCUACACCCCCUCCCACGUCCCCACCCUCCCUCCAGACAGAGAGGGGCACUGACCUGGGUCUUAGGGACUCAACCUUCUCUCUCCCACAGGGGAGGGGCCAAUUGCACAAUUCAGCUCACAGUGGCUGUUGUACCUCAGAUGGGGGUGGGGUGGGGUGCCUUUGAAAACUCACGUCACCCAAAAAAUAAAGUUCUUGUGUCCA
This is a messenger RNA of Trichosurus vulpecula (common brushtail), 8749 nucleotides long. It is a transcript of the gene STAB1, whose product is annotated as stabilin 1. The coding region runs from base 81 to 7796 and encodes 2571 amino acids. Gene Ontology annotation, molecular function: hyaluronic acid binding; calcium ion binding. The transcript has 69 exons. NCBI's taxonomy places the organism in Eukaryota, Metazoa, Chordata, Mammalia, Diprotodontia, Phalangeridae. The record is from RefSeq and is a predicted model, not a curated record. Gene Ontology annotation, biological process: cell adhesion.